Molecule: messenger RNA, 1245 nt
Organism: Mesorhabditis belari
Lineage: Eukaryota; Metazoa; Nematoda; Chromadorea; Rhabditida; Rhabditidae
Source: the annotation of a GenBank genome assembly
AUGAUGAGGAAAAGCGAUGAGGAAAGCACAGAGUCCCCAAAACCGAGACGAAGCUCUCGACGUUCGAUCCCAAAACUCGGAAUGUUGCUGUGUGCGGUGGAGAGUUGUGAAAGCACUGGAGAGACUCUGGAUGGGAAUGGAGUUGCCUUAGAAUUCUUCACUCUGCCCGACAAAAACAAAGUUAAAUUGAGAAGCUUAUGGAAGAAAGCUGUUCCGGGAAUUGUCGGUGACGGGAUGCCAAGUCAGCAAAAGGUUUGUGCUCGUCAUUUCCUCGAUGGAAAACCCAGUGAAGAGUUCCCGUUUCCAACGCUACACCUUGGAAAUAAGCAAAAGAGCUAUCUUCCAAUUAAAGCUCAAUCUGAACAAAAGAAAGUUAUUCAAAGAGUGUUCAUCAAGGAAAACCCCAGCAUGAUCCCAGUGAUCACUCAACAGGAAGUUAUGCCAUCUACUUCAAAACUUGAUGAUCCACGUAUUGAAGAAUCCACUAUAAAGUCAGUGACGAUAAGAAUCCCCUCUUCGUCAAGAACUCUAACAGCAAGCAUCUUCAAAAGCUUGGAAAAAACUAAAACGGACCCAAUUCCAGUCACAAAUGAUGAAUCUUCAAGACCUAGACGCAAGCGAGAACAUCCAGCUGCGUUUGAUGAUUACUUGAUGUCUGAAGAUUUGGUCGAUCAAGAAGAUAUCAAGCCCGAAGAAUGCGGAGGAAAGCUGAAGUCUAGCAUCAACUCUUUCAGUGGAAAUGUGUUUCCAUCAUCAUCGAUUGAUAGUGAUUUCGAAGAUCCUGGUGAAGAAGAAGAAGAAGAAAGUGAUGAAUGGAAUGGCGAUUAUCUUCGGAAGCAUGCAAAGAACAGAUCUUUUAAUGGAAACCAUGCCAGGACUUUCGUGAAUUCGCAAGGAGUGAGGACAUUGAAGAAAUUUAAUUGCGAGACUCAUUCUGGUUGUGAGAGCAGCGACUCUUCUUUAACGGAAAGAAAGGAACGAUCCUGCAAUUGUGCACGUGUGCUGCCGACUUAUGAAAAAUUGAUUGAAGAGACGAUGGAGCAAAUAGAAGCACUGGUGACAGUAAUCAAUGGAUUGUGUUCAACAACUGAAAGCAUGCCCGGUGAUGAAUUUGAGGAUGAUGAGUAUACUUUGACGGAUGAUUGUGAAGAAUUUGAAGAAUUUUACGAUGAAGAUGAGGAUGAACCAGGAUCAUCCGAGAAUUAUCAAUUGGAACGUACGAUCAAGGCCGAGUACGACGAAUCC